Molecule: messenger RNA, 417 nt
Organism: Aphis gossypii (cotton aphid)
Lineage: Eukaryota; Metazoa; Arthropoda; Insecta; Hemiptera; Aphididae
Exons: 2
Coding region: 1-417 (138 amino acids)
Source: RefSeq, a predicted model, not a curated record
AUGCUAAAUUUAUUAAAACCUGGCUUCAAUCCAAAAUCAGUGUCAUGUGAUUUUGAAUUAUCAGUAAUUAAUACCAUAAAAAAAAAAUACCCUGACGCUGAUAUUCACGGUUGUUUGUAUCAUUUGACAAACAAUAAAAAUGAUACUGAUUUUUCAAUAUUUAUAAAAAUGGUUGUAGCUCUUUCAUUUGUUCCAAUCGAAAAGCUAGAUGCUGCUAUACAAAAUUUAGGAGAUGACUUAUCAGAAUGCUUACAACCUUUACUUGACUGGUUUGAGGACAAUUAUGUUGGAAGGGUUAAUAGAAACGUAAGAGGUCGUCGGACAGCAUUAUUCCCACCACACAUUUGGAAUUUACACCAACGAGUUUUGAAUGGUCAAGAUAGGACUAACAACCAUGCCGAAGCAGCUAUUAGAUGA